AUGAAAAGCCGUUUAAGAAGUCGUCAACGAUUGUCAACGCCACAAUUAGAAUAUUUACCACGAGAAAAAUUAGGACGUACAAAACGUAUAUUAUCUUUAGGAAUAUCACCAUCAGAAAAUGAUAAUUAUAUUAAUAGUUUGGAUAAUAAACAAUUAGUACAAGAAAUAGAUGGUCUCAAACAAGAAAAUGAAAAACUACGUGCGGAAAAUUUAAUGUUUGCACAUCAUUUACGACGUGUUAAUAGUUCGAGACUUAUGGAAACAUUUGAACAAUGCGCAAUUGAAAAUGAUAUUAUUGACAAGGAAAUUAGUAUUGAUUCGAUAAGAAAUGCUAUUUCGAGUAAAUUACCGAAAGUAGCACGACGUUUAUCGAUGCGACGAGGCUCAACUGAUGCAACAAAAUCGAUGAAAUUAUGGAAUAAAUUAUUGACGAAUUGGCAUGAAACUGUUAAUGCACCACGUCUUUUACGAGUUGAACAAGAGAAACUAUCGAUAGCUGCAUAUGAAAUUGAACAAACACAGUUAGAUUGGCAAAGAAUGACAACGAACGCACUUCUAGCAUUAGACCGAUUAGAUGUUAUUCUGCGUACCGCUGAAUCUGAUAUAAUUGCUGAACAAUCACUGCAACUUGAUUUAGAAAAAUAUAUAAACCAAUUUAAAUAUAACACUAACGAAAGCAAAUUUAACAGUGCACGUUGUAUCGUUCCAGCUGACAUUCUCAUCGGUCGUAUCAAUAAACGAAUAGAACAGCAUAAGCGUCUAAUUGGCUAUUUAAAUAUCGACACUCAAUGUGCACAAGUACGUAUUCGAACUGUUGAUGCUCAACUACGAGAAAUAGAUCAUUUACAUGAAAAAACAGAUGAAAUCGAUAUUAAUUUUGUUCGAACAAAAAAAAUCGAUUAUUUAGACACAUUUAAAGACCUUGAUAAACAAUAUAAAAUGGAUAAAUCCUCACAAUAUCCAUUAUUACGUGAGUUGCAAGAAUGGAAAAAAAGAUUAUCGGAACAAGAAAUGUUAAAAAUUAAUGAUGACUAUAAAUGUGAAUUAUUAGAAAACUAUUUAGAAACAAUGAAGAACGAAUUUGAUUCUUUUCAAAAAGAAGUUGAAUUGAUUUCGAAUGAAAAUUAUUUGUUAAAAAAUCGAAUAGCCGAAGUUAAAAAAGCACCAACGAUAACAGAAUAUGCUCAUACUAUUCAACGAACAAAACGAUUACAAGAUAAUAUUGAUGUUUGGACACAAAGAGUUAGCAUGGCUGAAGUAUGUUUCUAG
Rotaria socialis is the source of this 1269-nucleotide messenger RNA. The record is from the annotation of a GenBank genome assembly. NCBI's taxonomy places the organism in Eukaryota, Metazoa, Rotifera, Eurotatoria, Philodinida, Philodinidae.